Messenger RNA from Labrus mixtus (cuckoo wrasse), 4261 nucleotides. RefSeq names its product nuclear receptor-binding protein-like. Bases 331 to 1929 code for a protein of 532 amino acids. Lineage: Eukaryota; Metazoa; Chordata; Actinopteri; Labriformes; Labridae. Gene Ontology annotation, cellular component: cytoplasm; endomembrane system. The transcript is spliced from 18 exons. Gene Ontology annotation, molecular function: ATP binding; protein kinase activity. The record is from RefSeq and is a predicted model, not a curated record. Gene Ontology annotation, biological process: endoplasmic reticulum to Golgi vesicle-mediated transport; protein phosphorylation; intracellular signal transduction.
GCGCUCCCAAAGUGAAGCCCCACCCCUCCCACUUCUGCUGAGGGAAAGAGACUGGAAGCCCAACAUAUUUUAUGACGAACUACAUUUUUUCUUUUUAGCAUAAAGCGUCUCUUUUAACUGCUUUUCAUCAACAUGUAACCCGAGGAUAUUGAUCUUGCGCACUCCUUCCUCCGUCAGCUGUACUUUGUUGAAAGCCAGGCCGAAGAAAAGAAAUGGAUUUGUGACCAGCACCCAGACAGAGGAGAAAGCACUGAGGAGGCUUCCCAUCAUAUAUUGCAGCUAAAGGAGCUAAAGGCUGGACAGGAAAAGAUAGCAGACAUAAAAGUCAUAAUGUCAGAGACACAGGAACAAGGAGCUCCAGGUACAGAGGGAAACGUGCCUGAGGUCACGGCAGGACACAUGCCCAGUAAUAGUCCACAGGUACAAGAUGCAGCAUCUGGGGCUGCACCUGCACCUUUGACCAUACAGCCUCCUCCUGUCACCACAGCAACUGAGGAUGAGGAUGAGAGUGAAGAUGAGUCUGAGAUCUUGGAGGAGAGUCCCUGUGGCCGCUGGCAGAAACGCAGAGAGGAGGUGAAUCAGCGUAAUGUCCCAGGGAUCGAUGCUGCGUACUUGGCCAUGGACACAGAGGAAGGUGUGGAGGUAGUUUGGAAUGAAGUCAUGAUCUCAGAAAGAAAGAACUUCAAACCGCUGGAGGAGAAAGUAAAGGCAGUAUUUGAUAAGCUGAUCCAUUUGGAACAUGCAAAUAUUGUCAAAUUCCACAAGUACUGGGCGGACACGAAGGAGAACCGGGCCAGGGUGAUUUUCAUCACUGAGUACAUGUCAUCAGGGAGUUUGAAGCAGUUUUUAAAAAAGACAAAGAAGAAUCACAAAACCAUGAAUGAAAAGGCUUGGAAGAGAUGGUGCACACAGAUCCUGUCUGCUCUCAGUUAUCUCCACUCAUGUGAUCCUCCCAUCAUCCACGGCAAUCUAACCUGCGACACCAUCUUCAUCCAACACAACGGGCUCAUCAAGAUCGGAUCAGUUGCUCCGGACACCAUCAACAGCCAUGUGAAGACGUGUCAUGAGGAGCAGAAGAACCUGCAUUUCUAUGCACCAGAAUAUGGAGCUGAUGAUGAUGUCACCACAGCUGUAGACAUCUACUCCUUUGGCAUGUGUGCCUUAGAGAUGGCGCUCUUGGAAAUCCAGGGGAAUGGAGAGUCCUCCUAUGUCUCUCAGGAGGCCAUCACCAAUGCCAUUCAGUUACUAGAGGACCCGCUGCAGAGGGAGUUAAUCCAGAAGUGCCUCGAGUGUGAUCCCAGUACGAGGCCUACAGCCAGAGAGAUGCUGUUUAAUCAGGCUUUGUUUGAAGUACCGCUGCUAAAACUGCUGGCUGCACAUUGUAUUGUCAGCCACCAACACAUGAUUCCUGAGAAUGCCCUGCAGGAGAUAACCAAGAACCUGGACCCCAACCUAGUCAUCGCUGAGACAAGAGAGGACGUUCAGCUUAAGCUUUCACAGUUUCCUGCUUUAGAGCUUGAUAAAUUCCUUGAGGAUGUGAGGAAUGGUAUUUAUCCAAUGACAGCGUUCGGGCUGCCCUGUUCUCAGCAGCCUCAACCUGAGACUGUACAAUCUCCCGUUGUUGUCCCCUUGGUCAAAUCCCCGACUCCUGAACCUGCAGAGCUGGAGACACGACGGGUGGUUCAUAUGCAGUGUAAUGUUGAGUCAGUGGAGGAGGGAGCCAAGUUUCAUUUAACGUUACUGCUGAAACUGGAGGAUAAACUGAAUAGACAUCUAAGCUGUGACAUGUUACCUCAUGAAAAUGUUCAAGAGUUGGCUGAAGAGCUGGUGGAGCUGGGCUUAAUCAGUGAGGUGGACCAAAACAAAGUAUCCUCUCUACUGGAAGAAACAUUCAGCCAAGCUCUAGCAACGCUACCCUCGACCGUGUAACCCCCUCCUCAAAAAUACACUCUUUCAACGCUGUUACAUGUUGUAUUAGGUUACUGAACACAGUAACUUUAUUUAAUGCCUUUUUAUGUAUUUUCUACUAAGCCUUAGGAGGAAAUGUGACCAAAAGAGUGAGUAUUUCCCUCUGCUCUGAUUAAAACUUCCUAAAAGCGCACAAAACUUCAUCAUUAAGCCACUUUUAGAGCCCGGGGGAGUCUUACGAAGUCACCUGGAGUGACUUCACAUUUUUAUUUCAAAGGUCAAAGCAUAAAUGUAAAGUGUGUUUUAUGUGUGGUAUUCUUCUCAAGGAGUUGGCAUCUAAGUUUGCUUUUAAGUUAAAUUAAAAGGUAAACCUCAUUAAUGCUGCAAGAGACACUUGAUCACCACAAUACUGACAGGGUUACUUGCAGCUUUAUGUUAAAGCCUACUUUUUCUCAAGGGUACAGUUAUAUUUAAGUGUGGUGUAUUUACAUUGAUUAACAUUAUAAUGGUCCGUGUCUAUAAACAUAAACAACCUGAGUUCACUUCACUGGAGUUACACCACAGUCAAACUCGAUGUUAUAAUGGUGGAGUCCACACCAACAAAUCUACAGAUUUGCUCACAAUGAAAGGUUACAUUUCUAUCUAAAAGAUAUUUCCAAAAUAAGAAAAUACGUUGUUUUUUUUCUGGGUCCAUAUGUCAUGUGCUUAUACCUCUUAAAUGACUCUAUUUUAUUUCAUGUCAAACGAGAGAAAUGUCCCAGCCCUCUGGCUUUUGUGAUGACCAAUCUGUCAGCCAUCAGAUUCAAUACAUGCAAAAGGUUGGAAGCCUGAAUGGUUACUUUCUCACUUUAGUUUGUAAUUGACAAAUACCCCUGACUUAAAACUUUAAAAGGCCUUUGACACAGAAUGUGUGUUCACCAGUGCCUGUCACAUAUUUUGGGAGGCAUCACUCCAAUUGUAUCUGGAAAGAAUAGAUAUUUGGUUACUUUAGGUACUGUGAACAUGGUGUUACUGAAUUUCUGUUAGUGUGAAUUUUUAUUUUAUUUUAUUUUUUCUCCUCUAAUUGCUUCAUGCUAGACCUAUAGACCCAGCGCAUGCCUUUAAAGUCCUCUUGUCUAAGUUUGUUAUAGUUAUGUCAUUCGUUGUUUUGAUGUUUGCUGCUCGUUGGGUUCACACAUGCGUCUCUGCCUUUUAAAAUCCAUUCAUGUGGGAUUUGUGUACUGAACUUGGCUGCCAUAAUGCUGUAGGAAGAGGACCUGCCCUGGUGAAUAUUUUAUUUAUGUCAUAGAUGCUGUAUAUAAUGUCUUUUUCUUGACCAUUUCUUUUUCAUUUCAGUCAGAGACCAUAUGGAUGAGAGUCUUAGCCAACACAUGUUUUUUUUUUCUUUUCUACGGUUUUUCUUUUGAUCAACUCUUGAUAGACCUGAAACUAAGUGGGUUGACAUCACCCUUCACUGACUGAAGCAUCCCCUCAACUUAAACACAGUGUUUUGCAUCAUAUAUGGCUUGUUAAGACCUGUAUUUAGAUCAGGGAGUUGCCUGUGGCCUUUUUGUGACAUUUUGGCUCAGAACUCAGAACUCUUUGUUAUUUUCAUCUGGUACUACUGUGUCUAAAAAGCUCAUACAGUUCAGGACAUGAAAACAAGCAGAAAGAAUGCAAAGAAAAUAUCGCACAUGAGGUACAAUUUAAAGCAAUACAUUACAUUUUUAAUUAUUACUACUUUGAGGUGUCUUCUAAAUACAAUCCCAAUGUCAUUGAACUAAUAUUGCAUGAGCAUGCAUGCAAUAUUAGUUAAUGUUGAAUUAUUACGGUCACUCCAGUCAUAUAUAUUUAGGCCACUACUGUACUUCAAUCUGCCUUUUUUUCACUUUUGCUUCAUGUAUUACCUGUAGUCAUUGAUGAUGUAUUGUUUAUAUUAUUGGGGCUUUGCUUGAAUGUCUAUUUGUGAACUGCUAUGAUUGUAUAUUCCAAAGAUAUGUUUUAGAGUCAGCCAUGAGAAUGUAAAAUCAUCACUUCUUGUAUAGAGAAGUGGUAACAAAUGUGAUCACCAGAGCAGCUUUAUACAUCUCCCCCCCUCUUUCUCUCUCACUUUCUCUCUCUCUCUCUCUCUCUUUCCCUCUCUCUCUCUCUUCCACCCAAAGUAUUGGUGGUGAUGAAACCGGUUAUUAAAUAAUCAUAACGGGUGUGCAGCCUUAGCCUGUCAUUCAAAGAUGUGAGCCAAUGGUUAAAUAUGGAAAGUCUAUAUUUUGUAAAUGUGCGAAUGUCAGUAAACAUGUGUGUAUUUUCUCAAACUUGUAAUCUGACAAAAUCAGCAAAGUAUGAAAGUUCUUUCAAAUAAAUGUCUGAAAUAUAA